Messenger RNA from Meira miltonrushii, 1210 nucleotides. RefSeq names its product endonuclease V. The transcript has a single exon. Gene Ontology annotation, biological process: DNA repair. The record is from RefSeq and is a predicted model, not a curated record. Lineage: Eukaryota; Fungi; Basidiomycota; Exobasidiomycetes; Exobasidiales; Brachybasidiaceae. Gene Ontology annotation, molecular function: single-stranded RNA binding; deoxyribonuclease V activity; RNA endonuclease activity producing 5'-phosphomonoesters, hydrolytic mechanism. The coding region runs from base 127 to 981 and encodes 284 amino acids.
AACCCUGCGUAAUCUGACACUGCCUUUUGACCGGGACGCGUAGUGUUGGUGCAUACAACCAACACUUUUAUAUUCCGAAUCAUAACCACUCUCCUCAAUUGAUGGGCAAGGCACAAGCAUGGUGAUAUGUGCUGCGAUGACAGAGGUCGAGUGGCUAACCUUUCCAAACCUUUACUAGAAGAGUAUGAGAAUGUCAAAGAUGAAAGGGAAGCAAUGCGAUUGGAAAGUAGAGUGAAAGAAGCUUUGCAAGAUGCUCCACCUCUGGAGUGUUCACCUUCGACUCGGUUCAUAUUAGCACUCGAUAUAGGCUACUCGACAAACUCAAACCUGAGCGUAGCGGCUGGGAUCGUAUACGAUACGAUCGAAAACGAGAUUGUAGCACAAAAAGCUCUCUCACAGCCAACGUCUUCAUUUGAAUACAUACCGGGCUUACUGGCAUUUCGCGAGGUGCCUCUCCUGGCAAAAGUAGUUGGCGACUUGCUUGCCAAUGAAAGAUAUACGAAUCUAGCAAAUCAUUAUGACCUCGCUAAUGACAUUGUGUUAAUGUGCGAUGGUAAUGGAACCUUGCAUCCGAGAUUGUGUGGACUUGCAUGUCAUUUAGGUCUCUUGUUCGGAUUGCCCGCUUUUGGCGUUGGCAAAACAUACUUGAUUGGCGCUCCGAUAGAUUCAAACAUGCAAGAUGAAGAUCGCACUCGUACGGAAGACCCUGAUAAAGUGGACUUUCAUCCUCUCAAAAGUACUUUACCUAGCCCUCGUGGAAGUACGAUACCACUUUACGUUCAAGGACAGCUGGCAGGUCAUAUGGUAAGAACACAAGAUAACAUCAACCCGUUAUUCGUUUCAAGCGGAGUUGGAAUCUCGCAGAUUGAUGCAGUAAAGAUGACUCUGGCUCUUUGUACGGAGUAUAGACAGCCAGAGCCUAUCAGAAUAGUCGACCAUCUCGGUCGUAUGGAGAUCAAGAGGCUUGAGGAAGGCACAUAAACACACUGUAUGAUACGCAAUAUAAAGCUACAAUCAAUAAAUUUUUCAUCCUCAUCGUAUAUACAAUGCACAUGUUUAUUUUUCGAAUAGCAUAGAGAAGAGCAAAGACUAUAGAAAACCUACAAGAAAGGAAACAUGGACCGGAAAAAGAACCAACAGAUCGAAUACAGUUUGGCUUGAAAAGGAAAAAGGGCGGGGAAAAAGAGCAUGUACAAAUGUAAAAGCGAAA